AUGUGGCUGUACCUGGCAGUGCUGGUGGGGCUGUACCUGCUGCACCGGUGGCACCGGGAGCGGCAGCGGGUGCCCAACCUGGCCGAGAAGUACGUGCUGAUCACGGGCUGCGACUCGGGCUUCGGGAACCUGCUGGCGCGGCAGCUGGACGCCCGGGGGCUGCGGGUGCUGGCGGCGUGCCUGACGGAGGCGGGGGCUGUGCGGCUGCGGGCGGCCGCCUCGUCCCGGCUGCAGACCAUCAUCCUGGACGUCACCUCCAGCGAGAGCAUCGCUGCCGCCGUCGCCUGGGUUGAGGGACGCGUCGGCGACAGAGGGCUCUGGGGGCUGGUGAACAACGCGGGCAUCCUGCACCCCACCGCCCCCAACGAGUGGCUGCGCAAGGAGGACUUUGUGCGGGUGCUGAACGUCAACCUGGUGGGGCUGGUGGAGGUGACGCUGAGCUUCCUGCCCCUGGUGCGGCGCGCCCGGGGCCGCGUGGUCAAUGUGGCCAGCAUCCUGGGCCGGCUCGCCUUCUUCGGCGGUGGCUACUGCCCCUCCAAGUACGGCGUGGAGGCCUUCUCCGACAGCCUGCGGCGCGAGCUCCGUGACUUCGGGGUGCGGGUGGCCAUCGUGGAGCCGGGGUAUUUCCGCACCAGCAUGACGGACAUUGCCCGCAGCCUGGAGGCCCUGGAGCGGUGCUGGGAGCGGGCGCCGGCCGGCGUGCGGGAGAGCUACGGGCAGCACUACUUCGAGAGCUUCCACAGGGCCUUCGAGGCAUUGCUGCGGACGCGCUACAGCAGUGACCUGUCGCCGGUCACCGGCUGCAUAGAGCACGCGCUGACAGCGGUGCAUCCCCGCACGCGCUACGCCGCCGGCUGGGAAGCCCGUCUGCGCUACAUCCCUCUCUCCUACCUGCCCACCGCCCUGGCCGACUGGCUCCUGGCCCCAGCUCUGCCCCGGCCGGCCCAGGCACCCUGAGCCCACGGCCGGGACAGGCUGCCACCCCGGGGUGCUCUGUGGCUUGUCCAUGGGGCUCGUGCCCCACCGGGG
Molecule: messenger RNA, 1029 nt
Organism: Rhea pennata
Lineage: Eukaryota; Metazoa; Chordata; Aves; Rheiformes; Rheidae
Gene: HSD17B6
Product: hydroxysteroid 17-beta dehydrogenase 6
Exons: 4
Coding region: 1-957 (318 amino acids)
Biological process (GO): steroid metabolic process; retinol metabolic process
Cellular component (GO): intracellular membrane-bounded organelle
Molecular function (GO): all-trans-retinol dehydrogenase (NAD+) activity
Source: RefSeq, a predicted model, not a curated record